AUGCAGCUUGCGCCAGGAAGCACGGCAGACCAAUGGUUUGAUGAAAGCAUCCUAUCAUGCAGCUCAUUUGCGCAUCUCCACCGAGAAUUCAUGCUAAGGUGGCCGCCACCAAAACCACCACAGUACUCCCGAGCGCAACAGAAGGAACGAGUGAUGGCACAGACGUUGAAAGAGGAAGAUAUUGGAGUAUGGUUACCAGGGGAACCUACAGGCAACUAUGGACAACAAUUCCCUCAAGACGUGGAGAGUGUACCAGCGGUCAAACUAAAGAGAGCCAAGGAAGACCUGAACAUGAACCGCACGCGAGACGCCAACAUUGCACAGUUGAAGGCUCAGAACUCAUCAGCGCUCAAUACUAUUCCCUUCCAAUUUUCACACUUAUCCAUGGACAAUGGACGCCCAGCACAACCAUAUGUUCGAGCGUCACACGCAUACACAAACACUAUCCCAUUCCUUACACCACCCCCUAACGCAAACCCAAAUGCUAUAAUAAGUCAAGGAGCGUCGAUGGCACCAAUUAGCAGACCAGUACGGGGCGCAGGAAUGAACCCUAUGGGGUGGCGAGGCAACCCAAUCAUGCGCACAGCCUUUACAAGGGCGCAGAUUAUGGAGAAGCUGAAUGCAGUACUGCAACGCCAGAACACAGAGGCAGGGGUACGUCAGUAUGAGGCGGAUGUGAACACGUGGCAUCGCAUGCACGGCACGAAAGGAGUCCCAUCCCUAGAACGGCCAUAUCUAUUACGUCCUGGCACAGCAAUCGUCGGAUCAGUUACAGAACCGACGCACCUCAGCUCACAGUGCGUCACGACCAAAACCCUCCGGCCCCAAGAGUCAAGGUGGCGCCAGCACGUAGCAGCAAUGUUACGACGGGCAGUUCCAGGGCAGAUAACGACCCCCACAUAUACGAUAGCACACGCUACGCAAGCAGUACACCCGUACUAUCAGCAAUAUGGGGCCCCAAUGACACCACCAGUGUUCGCAGUACAAGAAGAACAGAACUGGUGGGAGCACAGCAAUGUGUGGGCACAACAAGAAGCAGGAUAUGAAUGGGAGCCGGAAAACUACGGGGGACCCCUACCUACUGUGGAGCAGUAG
Molecule: messenger RNA, 1095 nt
Organism: Suillus subalutaceus
Lineage: Eukaryota; Fungi; Basidiomycota; Agaricomycetes; Boletales; Suillaceae
Exons: 3
Coding region: 1-1095 (364 amino acids)
Source: RefSeq, a predicted model, not a curated record